CAUGGUGUGAAACGAAAUGAUGGCUGCUACGCCGCGCCCGCUCGGGCUCUAGAGAACGCCGGGCAGCCUUUUUCGAUCAGUACUCACGCCGCGCCGUCGCGCUGCGCCGUGGCGAGCGGCCGGGGCAGCCGCAAGCUCUGCUGCCAUGCGCCUGGCGCUGGCAGUCGUGCUCGUCGCGUGCGCCAGCGCCGACGAGGCGGCCCGUAGAGCUCGCUGGCGCAUGCAGCAACGACGGGGUAGGGAGCGCAUGGAACAACUGAUGCGAACGAAGCCGUACUUGUUUACGAAGAAACCGACGCCCCGGCCCUCCCUGAAGCCGACGCCCGCCCCAAGCACCGCGAAACCCACGAAAUACCCAACGCCCGCGCCGACGCCCAAACCGGACCCGACGCGCAAGCCUACGCCGAAGCCUUCGUCGGAACCAACCUUGGUGCCGUCCACAUCAGUACCGUCCUUCGCGCCUACAAAUGUACCGGUACCGGCACCCACGUCCCGACACGAACGUGCGAUGCGACUCGCGGACCAAGAACCGGCAAACCAGUGCCGCUCGGAGUUAUGGAACGCCUUGACGGAAUCGCGCACGAGAAACGCGUGCUACGCGGGCAAUUGGCACUACUACAAUAGGUUUGGCACUAGACGAGCGACCCAAUCCAUCUCCGAGUAUAGGAAUGCGCGCUUCACGGCCUCCAAAUACGACGCUGUAUCCUUGCCGGUCGACGUAAGACGACUGGCCCAGGACGCCCCGGUCUUCGAGAAGCACGCGGCCUGCAAUCCGGGACUAGCUAGACUGCCGAAACGGCUCAUGAACGCGCUACAGAAGAAGGGCGGUAUCUGGUCAAAGGCUACGUAUGUGCUCACUGUGAGGCAUUCGUAUGCGCAAUGCUCUAUCUUGGGAUGGGAAGAUACGCAAAGAAGAGACUCUGGUGAUAAUUUAGGAAGACACUCGUCCGUGUUGAUAUUGGAUGAUCAAUUAUGUACCAUACAAACAGCCAGGUGGGCGAAAACCGGAGACGCCGAGCAAUGGGGCGAGGACGUGCGGCUCAUGACCCAUAGAGGUAGAUUGGUGGCCACUGUAGUACUCACACCAAAGUUCGAAGACAGAGAUAUUAUACCGCAGAAGUUCGGGGUCUACGAACUCGUGCUAGGUGUGUCAGGGAAUGAACUGGUCGCGGCGUUCGAGCGGGCGCCGCCCUUAUUUUUCUCCGAGAAGCAUCUAGUAGUAGAAUCAAGGUUGAGGAAUGUCGGAUUGGUCGUACGCCACAAGAAGCUCGAGUUUUUGGCUUAUCUAGGAAAGUCAAAACUAAUUCUCAGAGAAAGCCUGCGGGAGGCCACGGCUCAUUCAGCCUGUAAGCCGCCCUGGACGAAGUGCGGCGAAGUCACGGGCAAGAAAACGAAACAACUCGCUGCGGGCAGGUACCACUGGCUCCACAACAACGUCAAUCCGUUACUACUGAGAAGGCACGGCUUGCUGCUAGCUGUUGGACACGACCGACCCUUCAAGAGUAGAUGGAUCACGCACGACGAACUCCCGGUCAACGGGUAUAAGAACAUCACCAAAACCACGUCCUGGAACACCUAUUUACAUUAUUUUAUCUUGUACAAUGCCACUACUCUGGACCAUGUCGCUACUUCAUCACCGUUCUGCUUUCCCUCAGCUCGACUGGACAUGAGGCGCUGCGACUUGGUCCAAUUUGUUACUUCGUUGACACGAGGUGAUGGCGAUGAUGUCCUCAUUAGCUUCGGCAUUAAUGACUGCGAUUCGGGGAUUGUGGCGUUACCUGCUGAUCUCAUCGUGGCGUUUUCAUUGGGAUGCUCGGACCGGAAGGUGCGGUCCACGACCCUCAGACAUACUCACGAGGCGGCGGCUCAAAUUAGACAGAAGGAGGAGCGCUGGAACGCUACGUUAGGUAUGAAGUGGAGCGCGCUGAUGCGGCCCGACCCCCCUGCGAAGCCCGGAGCAGUCUCGAGCAUCUACGACUGCAAAGGGACGCACGAGAACUGCCCCGAGAAUCUGGUGAGUCCCCUCUUCAAAGGUCCCUGCGACCGACGGGGCAACUACUGCGCGAGCUCCCGCGAGCCGCUGCCCGAUCAUGCUAGCUUCUAGUGUUGUGUAAUGUGAAUUAGUCAG
This is a messenger RNA of Pelagomonas calceolata, 2128 nucleotides long. Lineage: Eukaryota; Pelagophyceae; Pelagomonadales; Pelagomonadaceae. The record is from the annotation of a GenBank genome assembly.